Aspergillus glaucus CBS 516.65 is the source of this 1275-nucleotide messenger RNA. Its product is annotated as isopenicillin N synthase family dioxygenase. Bases 132 to 1202 code for a protein of 356 amino acids. Lineage: Eukaryota; Fungi; Ascomycota; Eurotiomycetes; Eurotiales; Aspergillaceae. The record is from RefSeq and is a predicted model, not a curated record. The transcript has 4 exons. Gene Ontology annotation, molecular function: dioxygenase activity.
AGAGGAAUCGACGGAUCAUCGUCAGAGGAGAGAAUGAUAAGGCGCGGGGGAGCGUCGGGCGUUGAGGGAUCGUGGAUGUAGGGGACGGUUUUCCGGGCCCGGAGCAUGUCCAGGUACGACUGGGGAUAGACAUGGGUGUGGAUAUCGACGAUGAAUGGCAUGCUUGUGUUACAUAUAACUCACCAGCAUCUACAGUUGUAGAUAUGGAUGACAUACAGAUUCCAAUUAUCGACUUCGCGCCCUUUCUAUCCGGCACGCCAGCAGAAAAGCAUUCCGUGGCUCUUUCUGUGACCGACGCAUUCAAAAACUCGGGUUUCCUCUAUCUGAAAAACCACGGAAUACCGCCAUCAGUUGUAUCCGACGUAUUCGCCUCGUCAGCACGUUUCUUCGCUCGACCGCAGGAUCAGAAAGACAGUCUGCGCUGGACCGGUCCUGAAACCAACCGCGGGUAUAUCGCAACAGGACAUGAGAAACUGGCUCCAUUAGAGGACACCGCUGGGAUUGGAGGCCUGCGAGUUACCAGUCCAGACCUCAAAGAAUCAAUGGAGAUUGGAAAGGACGGGGUAGCCAGCGCACUGAACCAAUGGCCUGACCAUAUUGACGAAGAAGGACAGUCCUUCAAACGAACAAUGCUCUCAUUCUCCGAUACCUGCAAUACCCUAAAAAUGCAAAUCAUGCAAGCCAUCGCCCUGGGCAUGAAUCUCCCGGAGCACUUUUUCGACGAAUACAUCGACGCAGGGGACAACAUCCUCCGUCUGUUACACUACCCACCAGUCCCCAAAGACAUCUUCCAGCGACAACUGGGACAAGUCCGUGCCGGGGAGCAUAGUGAUUAUGGUUCGAUAACGCUACUGUUUCAGGACGCUCGGGGCGGGUUGCAAGUGCGCAGUCCGAAGGGAACGUUUGUAGACGUUACUCCGAUCCCGGAUACUAUUGUUGUUAAUGCGGGUGAUUUGCUCGCGAGGUGGGCUAAUGAUGCUAUCACGAGUACGCGGCAUCGGGUUGUUGAGCCGCCUGCGUCUGUGUCGGCUGGGGAUGAGAAGGACUAUCCUGCACGGUAUAGUGUUGCUUAUUUCUGCAAUCCAAAUAUGGACCAGGUUAUUGAAGCGCUGCCGGGGACGUAUGAUGAGCAGAAAGGAAGAAAGUAUCCGGGCAUUAAGGCUUCGGAUUACCUUAUUCAACGGCUGGGUGCGACUAUAUGAGUUUGUUUUGGGGAUGAAAUUAUCCCGAAAAGUCAAAUGGACUGUUCAUGAAGUCGUAUAUACUUGGAGAGAU